Molecule: messenger RNA, 1220 nt
Organism: Panicum virgatum (switchgrass)
Lineage: Eukaryota; Viridiplantae; Streptophyta; Magnoliopsida; Poales; Poaceae
Exons: 6
Coding region: 379-801 (140 amino acids)
Source: RefSeq, a predicted model, not a curated record
AAGGAGAACGAUAACUUGGGGGAGGGGAAGACCCCUCUGUCCCUCCACGAGUCUGUUACAAGUUCAAUUUAUUCUUGUCUUUCUCUCUACACCCACACUAGACUAUAUAGUCUCAAACACUGUCCGAUCGACCCGGCCAAACACGAUACGCUCCACACGCAGGUGGACAAUUCACACGCGUUGAUCCUCUGAUGGUGUAGCCGGCGUGACAAGGACGCCACGAGGCAAACAACCAACGGCUUCCUUCCGCGCCGCCGCCUAUAACGACCACUUCACGUGCCCUAUCUUUCUCCGCCUGUGUUCACGGCUCCCCAAUCCCGUCCCCCUCGAGAGUCUAGGCCCAUCCCCCGAAGCCGCUGACGCAGGAAACGAGUCGACAUGGAGGCCAAGAAGAAGUCGGACCCCUCCGCCGCUGCCACCGCCGGAGCCGCGGCGCCGCCGCCCAGCGGAUACUUCAGCUCCGUCUUCUCCUCGUCGCCUGCGGGGAACGCAAAAGACGCAAAGCAGACCGACUUGUACGCGAUGCUGAACAAGCAGAGUUCCAGAGGCCAGAAUGGCAAUAGCAUCACAGAUAGCAAAUCUAAUGGCCGCAAUAUGUACAAGGAUGGAAAGCAUGCCUAUCCAAACGAGUCAUCAGAAUCUCCUUAUUUUGGCUCAUCCGUGCAUUACGGUGGUCGGGAGUUCUACAGUAGCUCUGCACAGAAGCAACAUGCCAAUGAACCCCCCAAAAAUUAUAAAGAGGGCAAUCCAGAUGGCUCUGCUACUAGAGGUGAUUGGUGGCAAGGUUCACUUUAUUACUGAAUAAUCUCCUGUGGACUCUCCUUUUGUGAACGAGGAAUAAAAGGAGUAGCGCUUGUUGCAGUGUUGGAACUGUUGAUACUGAACCGUCAGGCAUCGGAAAACCAUAGCUGGGAGUUGGCGUCGGGACUACGCCCGUCCUGUCGGUGGAGGCAGUAUUUAGAUGCAUCAUCUCACCUGGACAGAUGUGGGUGUAGGCCGUGUCCUUUUUCUGUUGGUCCCUUUGUGUUUCUUGUGGUUUAGGUGCAGUACUGAAGUAACUGAACUACUGCAGGGAGUAAGCUUCAUAAGCAGCUGCCCAAAGAGUCGCAGCUCGCAGGAUCUCCUGCUACCUGUACCGCGUGUGUCCUUGUUCCUGCUAUGUUUCUAAAUGAUUUGGAUUGUACAUACACCUGUUCCUACCAAGGCUGUUUGGGACCGUG